AUUUUAGUAUAAAUAAUAAUUAAGUAUUAAUUCUCAUUGUAUUUAAAAUUAUAAUUGGAAGUUAAAAACGAUUCCUUCAAAGGCGUUACCGUAGCUUGGUUAUCAUGCGUACUGGAUUUUAGGCGUGUGCGUCAAGCAUUCAGAAUCAGUAUCCGUCAGAGGAAAUGUAUAUUUCGUGAUAAAGUACGGUAGAAUAUAUUAUAACCGAUAGUGCCGGAAUAUUAGAUGUGUUUAUGUAGUGUUUUAUUUUCGUUUCAAAUAUCUCGCAUUAUUUUCCCGCUGUAUUUUAAGAUUAUGAACUAUAAUUUUAGCCUUUAAUGACAAACUUACAGUUGUAGGUAACUGACUUGGUUUUUCAUUAAGUGGAUUAACACGAUUUUAUUUUAAGGUUCAGUAACAAAUGUCAAAUAAAUGUAGAAGACAAUACGAGGCUUUCAUCUUUAUAAAAAGUAGCAUAAUAUAAUAAAGAUAUCAGUAUGCAGACAAUAAAGUGUGUCGUAGUGGGAGAUGGGGCUGUGGGUAAAACUUGUCUCUUGAUUUCAUAUACUACAAAUAAAUUUCCAUCAGAAUAUGUACCCACAGUCUUUGACAAUUAUGCGGUAACAGUAAUGAUAGGUGGUGAUCCGUACACUUUGGGAUUAUUUGAUACUGCUGGACAAGAGGAUUAUGAUAGGCUUAGACCUUUAAGCUAUCCACAGACGGAUGUAUUUCUUGUGUGUUUUUCAGUGGUAUCACCGUCUUCUUUUGAAAAUGUUAAGGAAAAGUGGGUACCCGAAAUAACGCAUCAUUGUCAGAGGACUCCGUUUCUACUUGUUGGUACUCAGAUUGAUUUAAGAGACGAUGUUGCGACUAUCGAGAAAUUGGCAAAAAAUAAGCAGAAACCAAUAUCGGCAGAGCAAGGCGAGAAGCUGGCUAAAGAGUUGAAGGCAGUAAAAUACGUAGAAUGUAGCGCGCUUACACAAAAAGGAUUGAAGAACGUGUUCGACGAGGCUAUCUUAGCUGCACUGGAACCGCCAGAACCAGUGAAGAAGAGGAAGUGUAUACUCUUAUAAAAAGAGUAUUAAUUUGGAGAGAGAAAGAGAGAGAUGCAUGUUCAGAAGAGGAAAACAAAGCGAUGAGUAAAAAACAGCAAGCGGCGAAUUUUAUACGUAGUAUAAAGCACUGUUAAAAAAAUUAAAAAUCGUGCUUACAUGGUUCCUUUUUUGGAAAAACAAAUAUUAAUCUUCGGAAACACGUUAAGAGCCGCUAAUAUUACAGCGCGACAACUUCAACAGUUUUUCUUUUUCAUACGAUCAUACUAAAAUCGCGACCACAUUCCACGCAAUAUAAAAUUUCUAUCGGCUUUUCGAGAUUUUUCUUAAACGCAUGCUGCACAAACAUUUUCUAAUUUGUCAAGCUUUGCAUAGAAGAUUUUAUAUCGUUUAAAAAUUUCGGUAAUAUCCCUAUUAGAAGAAUUGCUGCUAUCGAUUAAUAGUAUUUUGUGUUUCGUACAUCGUCACGGCAAAGAAUCAAUCAAACAUUACGGAAAAAGAAAAUCAAAGUGUUCGAUUUUAAUAUACCGGAUUAAAUUGUAUCUUUCUAGUAAAAUCAGUAUUAGAAACUUUACGAAUGUAUAGACUAUGAUACGCUAUAGAUACGUUGCCGACGUUUCUUUUUCUCGAAUAAAUUUUCAAACACGCAAUAACAAUUUCGAAAAUUCUAUGCGGCAGCUACGUGUGACAGAAAAUUUCCGUAGAAGCGCGUUGCUUUCACCGAUUUUUCAUACCUGAUUUUGUACAUAUCAGCGUUCGUUACGGUACGGACUGAUACGAGAAACGAAAACGACUGAGAGAGGAGGGUGGUUAUAAUCGGGAUUUAUACUUUGUAAAAUUCAAUCAACAAAUUCGUUGGUAGGCGAUCUUGUAAGAGCGAUUGCAACGUUCGAUAGGUAGUACACGCGAUUAGGUAAGCGAAAGCACAAUGGACUGGUCGAGAGAAGCGUCGCUCGCACGCUUACUUACUAUGAUAGUUAUAUUGAAGGAACAUAACUGUAUUAUUCGAUAAACGAAGAAUCGAUGCCUAACGUUUUCUUUUUAUUUUUUUUUUUUUUUCAUAAACUUUAACGUUACGUAAACUGGAUACGCGUGCAGCGAUAAGUCUUGAACGGACGAUCGAGAACGUCCGUCAAGAAACUUAGCGAUCGAUCGAUUUUCACACGCGGCGUCCAAUUAAGAGAGGUGGCAUUUAUUAACACUAUUCGUGUCACGAUAUGUAGACACAAUCGCAUUAUGAAAUAUUCACAUAAAUAUAUUUAUACUACGCAUAAAGAUGUUUUUUCGUUA
Osmia bicornis bicornis is the source of this 2321-nucleotide messenger RNA. RefSeq names its product cdc42 homolog. The transcript has 5 exons. The record is from RefSeq and is a predicted model, not a curated record. Gene Ontology annotation, biological process: small GTPase-mediated signal transduction. Gene Ontology annotation, molecular function: GTP binding; GTPase activity. NCBI's taxonomy places the organism in Eukaryota, Metazoa, Arthropoda, Insecta, Hymenoptera, Megachilidae. The coding region runs from base 477 to 1052 and encodes 191 amino acids.